GGCAGUGGAAGCAUUACCAAGUGACGGGAUAAAGACGCAGCGAUGAGACGGGAAGAAUGCGGAAAUAAAGGAACACACAUGGACGAAGAUCUGCAAAGAGAAAGGAUGGAAUGACAUAAAAAGAGAAAGCAGUUUGUUGCUUCCGGGCUUUCCUGUCUCUUCCCACUUCUGUUUGGAGCAUCUCACAGUGAAAACACAUACAUAUGAUAUAUAUAUAAAAUUCCUAUACAUAUAUAUCAAAUUAUGCCUGUUUUCAAAGAAGCUGAAGCUGGACAAGGAGAGAAUUGACAACAAUCUUUUGUGUGAUUCGUGAUAGAUAAUAUACAACAAUUUCCCAAAAACUGUUGCAUAUUAUUGGUUUGAGAUGCUUUGGGGUCAAUUUUUGCUCAGGUCCUCAUAAUGUGAAUGGAAAAUUUGGCAAACUUGCACCUGAACCAGCCCCAAUAACAACUAAAGAGCAUCUGCUGCAGUCCGAGAGGGCUUCCUUUGAAAACAGUUACUGCUGUCGCAUCUCCACUUUGCCUCCGUACUCCACAACAAGCCGGGGAGAUUUAUCCUAGAAAAAUUGCUGAGAGACCAGCUUUAUCUUGAUCUCAUGCUGGUAUUUAGUUAGCUUCGACAAAAGUCCAACCGUCUGGCUUGGAAAGAGGUCAGGUAUUUUUGCGGGAGAGGACAAGAGUUGGACAUUUCAAAAGGGUAGGAAGUUGUUUACCCCUUUUAAGAGAGAACUUAACCAAAAGCCAACAAUGAUCCAUGCUGUGAGAUUCCUCUGAAGUAUUUCCAGCGCCUUUUUUAACAUCUUCCGUUGUGCGGCAUCACUAAGACGUUGAGAAAUCAACAUCACAACACCAUCCCUCCUGUCUUUCCCGCAUCCUUCCCUCCUCAAGUAGGACAAGGCUAAAUAGACAAUACGCAGCUGGUGUCCAGGCUCUGUUACAAAUCCUGGGAUCCAGGGAUAGGAGGGGUCACAGGGGAGGGUGGAUGGGAGAGGGGUCAAGCAACAGCGGACUGGUUGAAAAAAGUCACUGGACUCCCUGUGUGGUGACUGGAAGUGGCUGACAAAGAAAGAGUAGCAGGGGAAUUGAAAUUGUUUGUGCAUGCGUGAUAGGAAAAGAUACCACAGGUGCAAAAGGAUUCUGGACAGUCCUCAUCUGAGGAUUACAGCUGGAUGAGUGCCAGAGUCUUCUUUUAAAGCGGUGUUCACCUGUUGGCUCAUUGACUGAGAAUAGGGAGACAAUUGAAAAUAGAAUACCUGCAAAAAGAUGCCCACCACUAAAAAUAAAGCGAGUCCAUUGUGCAGUGACAUUGUUAGCGGGAGGAUGAAAGAUGCAAGUUAAGCGAGUGGAGUGGAAGAGGCAGACAACUCCUGUGGGAAACAACACACUCCGGUGAGUUUUCCUUGGGACGUCAGAAGUAAUUUGGCGCUGCGCAUCAGAUGUGUUACCCACUCAGGAAUACGAGCAUGUCUCAGGAUUGAGAAAGCCACCAAGAUGGGAGCUUGGGACUGUGAGUCUUAGAAGAAUCCCUCUCUCUUCUUUUGACAACAGAUACUUUCAUACAGAUUGUUCUUUCAUUGAGCAAAGUGGGAAACUGAUUGCAGGAAAUGCUACAAGCACGUUUAUUUGUGGGCAACAAGCGCUCCUAAACUGGACCCACUGCAAGCCAGCGGAUUUGGAUUUGUUUCCAACUCCUGGAUGCCAUAUGGCUCUGUGAAAGGUUCUUCAAUGUUGGGUCAAUCAAUUACACAUCAGCACUGAGGCAUCAACACCAAGGAUCCAAGAUGUCUAGCUACAUGCAACCAAUGUUGGUCAGUUUCUCAGUGGCCAUUCUUCUAGGUUUGACCUCUCUGGGGGGACUAAACCCACGGCCUUUGGGCCAGGUUUCAGCCCAGGCUUUUCCAAAUAAUCUCACAACUGAACCCUCAGUGCUUCCAGAGGCUGCCCUGGCAACACCGACUGCAGACACAGAGGAUAAAACGGCACCAGGCGGUGCUAAUCGUUGCUGGGGCUACUACGAUGUCAUGGGCCAGUGGGACCCACCCUUCAAUUGUAACGCGGGGAUCUAUAGCUUUUGUUGUGGCUCUUGUUUCUACCGCUUCUGCUGCCAAUUCAAAAUCCACAGUUUGGAUCAGACUUCUUGUUCAAACUAUGACACACCCGUCUGGGCAAACACCGGGCGACCGGCGGCACCCGUUACAGAGCUCCAGCAGGAACCCGACCGCGAUCGAACCCACAUGAUCGUGUAUAUUAUCUGUGGUGUGGUGGCCAUCAUGGUGCUCAUCGGAAUUUUCACAAAGUUGGGGCUGGAGAAGAGUCGGGGUGGACAAACGGACAUGACCAAUUCCAGGACUUUGACAGAGCUGCUGAAGCAGCCAGGCGAGGCAGGAGUUGUGGAUGGAACCGGAAUACACCACCCCAUAGGGGCCAAUGGGAUCUCGGCCAGGGCGUUACGCUCCAACAACGAUCAUAACCAUUUGAAUAAUGCAGCCCUGUCUCCUCUGGGUCCAGCCAUGGCCUUGUCUCACCCUCAUAACAACCUGGGAAUCGGUUUCAAUAAGUACUCCUCACUGAAGGGUGUAGACACAACUCCCAGAGACUACUACAAGAGCUACCCAAUGGUAGAUUACACCCAUCGCCAGUCUCCUCCUACUUUCCAGCCAAUCAAAUUCCACCCGAAGGAAAAGUCCUUCCUCCCGCCACCCGACAUCCAUGCACCGCUGGCCAUUACCAUCAACGCCUCCCAGAUCCCCAAACCCAAAAUAUCCAAAACCAACACGCACCCGCUCACGUCGGGAUCAGCCUUCAAAGCCUGGGACCCCAGCAAGAGUCACGUCCAGCGCCCGGCUGCAUCACACAUGGUCCUUCAGGGCCCGCAGCAUCACCACACCAUCCAGCAGCAGCAUCACCAACCACUGCACCAUCAACCCAACAGCCGGCGCCAAGCCUACUCCAACAAACGGCAGUUCAGCAUUGAAACGCUGCCCGAGCUCUUCUCCCAACCGCUGGGCUACGGCCACUCGCCGCACACACACCCCAAGCACAAGGGACUGCCUACCAACAGCAAGACAGAGGUCACUGUUUGAACGCGAAGAGAUCUGAAACAAAAGAAUACACUUUGAAAGAUGUGCUCUGAUAUCUUUUGUAUCCACGGCCUAACUGCGGGAGUGGCGAGCAAAUAUCGUGUAUGAUAAGACUUUUUUUAAACUGCCUUUUCCUUAUCAUAUUUGACAGUAAUAACGUGGGUGUGCGUUGGAAGAUUACUGGAUCAAAACAGCAGACAAGCUGAGAAGGUGGUGGCUGUGAUGUAAAUAAUUGAUUGGCUUCUCAGUGUGUUGGCAUAGCGCUCAACUCCGUUCCAUCCCAAACGUUCCCACCCUAGUGACUCGGCAUUGCUGUGUGGCAAGAAAUCCCACAUGAAGGCCCUAUUUACCCUGCAUGCACCAGCUCAAUCUACCCAUUUUUUUCCUAUCAGAGUCUGCGAGGGCAGUGUUUCCCCCCCGAGACUGUAUCUUCCCAUCACCAGAGACAAUGCCAUCAUGUUGUCAGUUCCCACCGCCCUCCAGCCAGCAGAGGGGUGAGAGAUCAGCCUGGCAAUUCAUACCAGAGAGGAGGGUGAGGGUUAUUUGCCUUAUUGCAGCGGCAAAUAAGAGCAUGAGAGGAACGUGAACUACAAGAGUGGUACAGAGUACACACUUGUCAAAAAUUACAGAGGGUACCCAGGAGCGUCAGAAACCACAGUCGCAUCCACCCCCAAAGCAUGAGAAAAAAUACAUAUUCCUCUCUCAUCACACAGCAGCCUCAGAAACUGUGCACAUGAAUAAGAAAGCUCUGUUGUAGGUAAUUCCAGUCAGACUCCCUUGUGAUCCCGCAAAGGCUACACAUACUUCAGAAUGAACCACAAUAGCUGAAAAGCGCAAAAGAUUGCAACUAUCAAGGUCUUUUUAAAGUCAUUUUCCCCUUCCCAUCAACAGAAUUUAAAAUUCUAAUGUAUCAGCAUGAUGACUUUAGUGGUUGCUGCAAAGCCAGCAAGCUUGAAUUGAAACAUUUACACUUACACUGCAUGCAAAAUGAAAAUUAUUUUUAAUUACAAAGGUUGACCUUUAACCAUGCUAGCUAUACUACAGGAUAGUUUCAUAGUUUCAAUUCAUGCGCAUCUUUCAAGAGCAACAUAAUAGUGUUUGGAGGGCAACAGCCACACGUUUGCAGAAGUCUCUUCAUCAACACUAAUGAUAAAAUCAUGAGUGAGUCCGUGUCAGAGUCCAGUGAUGCAUACUUUCCUAGUAUGGAAGUUCCUAAAUGCAGCAGAGUACUUUAGUGCUGUACAACUAUUUUAAGCAAAGUUGUCCCAAGCCUCCUUGUGACACAGUCCGUCUGAACUGCACACAACAGACCAACAAGCAGUCUGACUUAUUCAUUGAAUUCACCUUCAUUUGUUUUCAUCAGGACAUGCUGCAGAGCAUCUCGUAUGCUUGGCACAUGCUAGUACAUCACAUUGGAACCUAUCACAUUGGAACCUAAUCGAACAGGAUCAUCCAGCAGGGUCACACACAAUUUAGCACCUGGUCUCACUCUGCUGCCUUACAGCCUUCUAGAAGACCAUCCUGAACCUCUUGCAGUAUUUGCCUGAACCUUGUUAAUCUCCCUCCAGAGUAAGUCUCUCAUAAGAGUUAUGAAGGGAAGCGAAUCACUGCAAUGAGUAGAAAACUAAUACAGUUUGCUGCAUUACUCAGAAAGUAUUUCAUUUCAGAAGUAUAUGAAUAAGGUAGACCACGACGUGUCCCACUAAAGUAUCCUCCAUAUGUUUGUGAUAAAGCAUGUGUACCGUAUUUUCACGAUCAUAAGGCGCACCGUAUUAAAAGGCGCAAUCUCAGUCAUGGGGUCUAUUUCUGUAUUUAACACAUACAUAAGGCACACCGUAUUAUUAGGCGCAGGCAUGGUAAAGCAUACGCUAGCUUAAAACAUACGGUAGCAUGCAUGCACGCUAAAACAAUGUUUUUAAAAAGGCAGCGGGAGCAAAACUGAGUUUGGUUGUACUUUAUUGAAGUAUUUAACAAUGUACUCACGUUAUGUUUGAUCAAUCCUCAUCCACAAAUCCAUCAAAGUCCUCAUCUUCUGUAUCCGAAAUGAACAGCUGGGAAAGUUCUCCAUCAAACAUGCCAGGUUUCCUCUCGUCAUUGUCAGAGUCAGUUUCGUUGCCGUGCGGCUCCUCAGAAAUGAUGCCGGGUUUUACAAAAGCUCGAACAACAGUGCAAGCAGACACGUUAGCCCAAGCAUCCACAAGCUUUGUCAAGCUCCGAGUUAUUGCACUCAGUCAAAUGGUGAGUGUAGAGACACUUCUCCCGGCUGUUCUUUGCUCAUUAAUCCAUUGCUCGGGCCACGUCGCCUUGUUUCCGCGGAAAUUCAGCUUUGUCUUCUUGACUUGGCGAAGCUCGUUUUCCUGCUUCCUCCACUUGCGAAUCAUGGAUUCGAUGAUCUUGAAUUCUCUCGCGGCUGCUCGAUUCCCAUGUUCCUCCGCGUAACUGAUAGCUUACGGGUUAAACUGUGCUUCGUAAGCGUGUCUCUUUGUAGGUUUUCGACUGCGGUCAAGCCAGCCUCGACUGCGGUCAAGCCAGCCUCCACUCGUAAAGUAGCAGUCAAGGCAGCCGCCCCUAAUUUUGUUCAUACUAGGCAUUGCGGUAAUAGGUCGCCAACUUGAGGCGAAAGCCAUCUUCAAAAUAAAAGCUUCCCAAUAAUGCAGACGUCAGUGCUCUUCGGUUAAGGAAUGCAACCAGCAAAGUUAAUUUGAAUCUUGAGAUACAUUUAAAAAAUGUAGUUUAUUUGAUAUCUUGGGAAAAAUAAAUGGUAAAUGAACUGCACUUAUAUAGCGCUUUAUCUACACCAUCACAGUGCCCAAAGCACUUUACAAAGCCUCGCAUUGAUACACACAUUCAUAAACCAAUGGGCGACUGCUGCAAUGCGAGACGCUGCCAGGCCCACUGGGAGCAAAUUAGGGUUCAGUGUCUUGCCCAAGGACACUUUGACAUGCGGACAGUCGUAGCAGGGAUUCGAACCUGUUCUACCUACUGAGCCAAAGCCACCCCAACGUAAUCCCAUUGGUAUCGCAAGACAAGUCCAAAUCUGUGCGACAGACCACCAAGGACUCCACUAAAAGAGGUUUGAUGAAGAUAUGAUAUUGUAUUUCAAAAUAAAAGUCUGAAAACUGCAUAUUUUGGUGUCAUUACCCCUGACUGAAAACAUCUGUUAAAAUCUAUGAGCUACGUCCGUAUUAUUGGGAGGCUUUUAUUUCGAAGGUGGCUUUCGCCGCGAGUUGGCGACGUAUUACAGUAAUGCCUAAUAUGAACAAAAUUAGGGGCGGCUGGCUUGACUGCUACUUUACAAGUGGCGGCUGGCUUGACCGCAGUCAUUUUCGGGGGUCCUUAGCCAAACCGAUGCACAUAUCGGAACUAUAUACCUACUGGGGGCGUGUCUUUAGCGUCCUCUGUCACGCGGACCCUUCCCCCUUUACGUCCGCAUGCUGUCCUCAGUCACGUCCACCUUUCCUCUAUAUAAGCAGCAUGUCGGCAGGAAAUGCUCCCAGUCAGUCAAGCGGAGUGCUCAUCACACAACAACAUUUAUAGAUUUUGGAACUCGGUGCACACAUAAGGCUCGCCGCAUUAUAAGGCGCCCCGUCCAUUUUGGAGAAGAUUUAAGACUUUUAAGUGCGCCUUAUGGUCAUGAAAAUACGGUAUGUAAAAUCUGUUACCAAUAAUUAGUCAGUUCAAAUUAAACUGUUUAGUGACUAGGAUAUAUGAGCAAUAAAUGCCAUAGUUUCUUCAAAAUUUAACAAAAAUAUAUUUUUUCUUCUUAAAUUUUGAGAUGGCGCAUACUGGUACUAAUGCACACAUCGUCCAAAUAAAACUGUGACCUCUGUUCUACGUAGGGAAAAAAUAUAUAUAAUAAUAAUAAUAAUAAUCUUAGCCAACUCAAGUCUAACUACUAUGAAUCCAAUGUUUCCCCUCCAAUACAAUUCAUUCAGUGAAAAUAAUGCUACAAUUAUAAAAUAUGGCAUUUUGACAGUAAAAUAUAGCAUUUUCAGCAUAUCAUGGCCAUCAUGUGGGAUUUUGUAUGUAACAGUACUGGAGACGUCUGCAUGGGGCAAAAAAGCUUUCUUCAAUUGUAAUUAUUACAUUGUCUAAUAAAUUCAACAUCAUUAUAAAGACACUUGAUAAUUUUAAUUUGAACUAACUAAUUAUUGGAACCUGAUUUUUUUGUGGAACCAUUUUUCUGAUACUCACAGUUAUACUUUGUGGUCAUCAAAGACAAUGCAUUUCUGGUGUACAUACUUUAUUGCCAUAGUCAGUCAUCCAGAUUCUCCAAUUUACAUCUCAGUAUUAAGGAGCCACAAAUGUACACAAGUGGGGGUGAGGCAAGCAGCAUAGUUAAACUUUAAUACGAGAGAAUAAAUUAGCAAUAUAAUGCCCCACUUGUGCAGCAGCGAUGGCUUCUCCACUGUACCACUUCAAGAUGUGAAAAACCUGUUAGGCAAGCUGUUGGAGCGGUGCUCAGUGCUACUGGCAUGCUUUUGUAAUAAGGGAUCAGCUGAGAACGGGGAUCAUGAAUACAAAAGCAUCAAUGGGAUGUGCAUCAAACACAUUCGCGCUUAUGCUCUUGCCAGCGACGCACACUAUGUAAUGCAUCAUGCUGCAGGUUCCUUUGUCAGGGGCCUCCCCUUCUCACUGACUUAUUCUCGCAGGGCGCCACACUUUUAGUGGGUCACUUCAUAGGAAAAAGCCUCCGCCAAAAUAUUCCGUGGGGUUCUGUCCUGAACAGCUCGGAAUGCAUUAGAGGUUUAGAACAAACACGGAAUGACGGUGAGUAAACAAGCAAUACAGUUAUGUGUCAGGGAAGCAAUAAGUGCCCAACUGAAAAAAUUGAGUCAUAAGAGUUAGUUGGUUAAUGAUGAGACAGAAAAGAGAAAAGGCAUUGCAUGGAUUAAUUGGUGAUUUUACAUUCAGAUUUGACAUGAUGUCUUGGUUCUUUCUCUCUACGCAAACACUCACCAAGGACACACUCUCUGGCUGAAGCUGCACAGUUUCAGCAUUUUUGCAUUUCUAUCAAUUUUUGUAAGCAAUGUAUUUCAAGCAGCACUGACCUCUGAGGUUAUGACAACGGAGCUAAAAGAGUGGAACUUGGAAUCAGUACCUACGGCUCUCAGGUUACUGGUAUGGAUUUGAACCUGCAGCAAGCUCUAGGGGACAUUUUUGGGUGUGAGAUUUUAAGGAGACACCGUGAAUGGUGGAUUAAGACCUUUUUAUCCUUGUGCUCUUUUGGAGAAACUCGUCAUCAGAGAUGCAUUUACUGGUGAACAAGAGAACACAAGGUUUUCUAUUUCCAACCUGGAUCCAGGAAGCAAUGCAGCAUGUUUUUUUCUUCUUCAGUGUUGGAUGGACUUUGGAAAAACACUGCUGGCAAAGCGCUACACAGGCCUGUAAUGUACAAGACAAUGUAAAUACUUGCACAAGAGAGGUGCAAUACUAAUGAUAUCUUCCAUAUACUGUCCACAGCCUUGCGGCUCAAAAACAGGACCAAAAGCCUUGAAAGGGAAAAACGUGAGUACACCAAACUGAUACUUUGACAUCCAAAAGUGUGUAAAUGCCGAGACGUUUUUGGAUCAUCAGCUUAGUGUGUAAUUUCUCCUCAUAAAUGACAAACUAUGGCUACGCUGGCUAAACUCGGCGCUAACUGACUGUUGUUUGUAAAUCUCUCCAAAAGAAACAAAUGCAAGUAUUCUACCACAGGUUUUCAUGAAUGCGACCUGGUAGACAUACUUGGGCUCCAAGAUCCCUAGCAAUAUAUAGAUUACGGUGUAUGGGUUUUUGUUUGCUGUCUGUUUUUUGUUGGUCGUUUUGAUUGGUUUUGUAUUGUGCUUUUACAAGAAUUGAAAUAACUACUAUAUAUAUAUAUAUAUAUAUAUAUAUAUAUAAAGAUAAAUAGAUAUAGAUAUAUAGAUAUGUUCAUCUGACCAAUGAAAGUUAGACGUGCUUCCAGAUUUUAGACUCAUGGCUGCACGACCUUUACCCCCCCCCCCCUCCCCCACCUGGCUCGCAUUCCCUUCUUACCAGAGGAUGUCAUAUUUUUGAAGCUUGUGAUCUUUCGACAUUGUAUGGUACACACGCCCUCAUGUAAUUAAUGUGAUAACAUAUUACAUUGUAUCAAAGUGCUUUGCCAACACAUUAGCUCAAUGUGGGAGGAGGAUUCAGAUUUCUAUCUGCAAAAAAUAAUAAUAAUAAUAAAAAUAAAAAUCAUGCAUAAUUUCAUGAUAAAUUGUACCAGGCAGCAGUAGGUCGGUCGCCUUUGAUUGCUAUGUAUUAACUGUGUAUAUACAGUAUGUAUGCUGUUCCACUUGUCUGCUGUGAAAUGUGUUGGGUACUCAGCUUACAGUAUAUAAGGGCUUUUUAUAGAUAUUAAAGCAGACUGGGUAAUCUGAUGUCACACAUUGUAACUGAAGUCAAAUUUAUUUGGAAGUUUUUGGGGGGUUUUUUAGGGAAGAAGGGAUAAUAAACAGAUUUUCAUGCAUAAAAACGUAUAAAAAUGGCAUUGGCCUACUGUAUGUGUCCUGUUUGAAUAAAUCUUUGUGUAAUACA
Molecule: messenger RNA, 9622 nt
Organism: Phyllopteryx taeniolatus (common seadragon)
Lineage: Eukaryota; Metazoa; Chordata; Actinopteri; Syngnathiformes; Syngnathidae
Product: protein shisa-8
Exons: 5
Coding region: 1781-3082 (433 amino acids)
Biological process (GO): regulation of short-term neuronal synaptic plasticity; regulation of AMPA receptor activity
Cellular component (GO): postsynaptic density; dendritic spine membrane; postsynaptic membrane
Source: RefSeq, a predicted model, not a curated record